GUCCAAAAGCGUCGUCAAAGCGAGGUGGCUCGCCGUGUCCACUCCCCGCCCACCACCGCAUCAUGUGGCCUCCUCCUCAACUGAAUCCCCCCGCCUAGAUUCCUAAUCCCCUCCCCCAAUCCCGGCCCGACAACCACGCCCACGGCGGAAUCCCAUUCCGAUUCCUCCCGCCCCUCGCCCUUCCGGGCCUUCCCCUCCCCCUCCCCGCCGUAGGUGGGGGGCUAGGGUUUGCGACACCGCCGGCCUCCUCCGACGCGGCAGCGGCCCCCCGGCGCCCGGAUGCUAUGCUGCUGAGCUGCAGGUCCCUCGCCACCUGGGUGCGCCGCCUCGUCGCUUGCAUGGGGUGCGUGCGCCCCCCCGCUCCCUCCCUCGUGAUUCUUCAAGGUUGCUUUGGUUGCUGUGCUAAGCCAACUCCUAUAACUGCCGUCGACGAGCCUUCCAAGCGGUUGAGGAUCCAGGGGCGCUCUGUGAGGAAGGCUAGCUUGUCGGAGGACUUUUGGAGCACGAGCGCUCAUGAGGUGGAGAACAGCGGGAUCCAAUCGCAGAGGAGCAUGUCUUCGAUCAGCACGGUCGCGCAGUCCAGCGAUCAGCAUGGUGCAGGAAGUAGCAGCAAUCCAAAUGAGUUUGUAAAUCAAGGUCUCAUGCUCUGGAACCAGACCAGACAACAGUGGGUUGGAAACAAAAAACGCCACUCUCGAUCUCAACAGCUUCGAGAACCAAAAUUAAGUUGGAACGCAACAUGUGAGAGUCUGCUAGGGAGCAACAAGCCAUUCUCCCAACCAAUACCUCUUGGUGAAAUGGUAGAUUUGCUUGUGGACGCUUGGGAGCAAGAAGGCCUGUACGAUUAGGCCAGUGAAGUUCAUUGUUUGACUCAGAUUAAUCUCUUAAUUGUAUUCAGAACUUUAGAUGCACAAAAAGCUCUAGGUUCUUGAACGCAUUACAUUUCCUGAGCUCGAUAGUUUAUCAUGAAACAAGGCAGCAUCCUUAUAUUAAUCAAUUGUAAUAUAUUAUUCCCGUCAAGCGAAUGAGAUCAUUUGAUGAUAUUGUACGUGGUGCUUCAAUUGAAAACAUGUUGGGAGAGAUAAACUUGACUCGUGUAACCUGGAGACUGAAUAAAAACAUGGAAAUUGACAUUUGUA
This is a messenger RNA of Setaria italica (foxtail millet), 1139 nucleotides long. RefSeq lists its product as uncharacterized. The record is from RefSeq and is a predicted model, not a curated record. Bases 285 to 848 code for a protein of 187 amino acids. The transcript is spliced from 5 exons. NCBI's taxonomy places the organism in Eukaryota, Viridiplantae, Streptophyta, Magnoliopsida, Poales, Poaceae.